Biomphalaria glabrata is the source of this 2123-nucleotide messenger RNA. RefSeq lists its product as uncharacterized. The transcript is spliced from 5 exons. Bases 161 to 931 code for a protein of 256 amino acids. NCBI's taxonomy places the organism in Eukaryota, Metazoa, Mollusca, Gastropoda, Planorbidae. The record is from RefSeq and is a predicted model, not a curated record.
UUGUUCAAUGUCGACACAUUUAUGUGAACUGUAUUAGACAGUUUCUACAUUUUGUGUUAUGUAUUAAAGUUUCGUGUCCUGUAUCCUGCCAUAUUGUAUUCUUUAAUGAUACCAAGGUUGGUGACAUACAUUUUGCCUAGCCCAAAAGAUUCAGUCUGUGAUGUGCUGGCUGACGUAUCUCUUGAGUCUCUGCCUCUAUGUCGGUGUACAGUCAGGGGACAAUAUGUUCCUAUUGAACUCAAAGAAUGUGACGGCAGAUCGUGCACUAGGCCAGAUCUGUUUUAGUUAUAACACAUACAUACCAAGCUGUGGAUGGACAUUGGCUUUGUCAGCGAACAAGAACCUGUCAGGAGUUAUGGUUGAUGGUGUGACAAUUGCAAGACAAACACCGAGCAUGUUUCAGUUGAUCAGCACGACAUGUAAUAAAAAUUUAUCUUCAACACCUGCAGACCUGUGUCUUAAUGUUACUCUUUACGGACUGUUUAAUAACAUCAAGCCGUAUGUUGUGGCUUGCUGGCAGCGCAUAUGUAACUCUUCAACCAAUGGCGUGCAACAGUUAGUGUCUUACUUCGGUCCUUACGUUGGUCAGUCCUAUCCAGCUAAUGAGACCGGCUACGUCAUGACCGUAAUGGCUCCUCCAACAUUGUCUUCAGUUCUUGGUCUAUGUCCAAGUGCCAGCAUGUCUAGUUUUGCUUCUCUUGAACUAGCUGGUAACUUUUGUUAUAACGGUCAACAUCAGGUGACCUACCGCAACACGUACAGCCAUACAGGCUGUAGUCUGCUGUGUUUAAACUGCCCACUGUGUCUUGGAGUCAGCUUCGUCAGCAGUCAAAAUCUAUGUCACGUGAUUACAGAGGACACAGACUUGAACCCGGGUCUACUGGACAACAGCACUAAUUGUCUGUACUUCUCCGUUACCACGAGAGGCUAGCGACAAAGAAAAUCAGUGAUUAGGCUUGAUUAGAGGGUUGAGCAGUGUGUGGUUGAGCAGUGUGUGGUUGAGCAGUGUGUGGUUGAGCAGUGUGUGGUUGAGCAGUGUGUGGUUGAGCAGUGUGUGGUUGAGCAGUGUGUGGUUGAGCAGUGUGUGCUAGGUAGAUAAAUAGUUUUGUAGAAAGUACAGUUACAAGCAGUCGAACAUCUGAUUGCAUUUGUUUAAGAGCUUUAUAAAUUCCAAUCAAAUACUCAAAAACAACACUGGGUAGAACAACUUAAUACUGAAAGAAUGUAAUCUGUGAAUCACAGUGAGUUUGGUUUACAAAUAAAGUAAAUUUAUUUACAGAGCUAUACCAAUGUGUCCAACCAUUCCAUUAACAGGAAGAUGCAUUCUUAAUAACGAAAAAGGUCACAGAAAGAAACAUUCAUAAGAUAGACAGAUAGGUGACUUCAUUUCGAAGCCUCGCUUUCUCAGAAAGACAUAUUGCGCCCAAGACGAUAAACAAAAUAAAACCCCUUCACACACUCACACAUAUAUCCCCUUCACACACCCACACAUACAUCCCCUUCACACACCCACACAUACAUGCUUUUUGACCAUGAAGUCUACCACGUUAGACAAUGAAAUGCUUUAAAAACACAGGGAACUGUUCACUGUAUACAUUAUACAUCUAUUUCUAUUUCUCUAUAAAUGCAAGACAAAUCGCCAUGAACCUUGACCUGCAACGUAGCAACUUGAAGCAGUAAUGACCAAAAGCUCAUUGCCACGUCACAAGUCUGUACCAUUUGGCAAACGAGCUACUGCCCACGGGUUGCGACGUCGCUUGUCAGAGUUGAGGCCUUAUGUAACGAUUGGUCUCGGUCUAACACCCUCCCUCCCCCCCCCCCAAAAAAAAAAAAAGAAAAAAAGUGUAACCUAAAUAAUCAUGGUAGGCAAGAACGUCAAUUUCUUUGGGUUACUGAUUUAAUCUUUGGUUUAAUAGUAGACUCUAUCAAAGAAAUAACCAAGAACUUAGUAAUCAGUCUGCUGAGCUUUAUGUAACCUUUACAUUAUGGAGUUUAAGAGUUCAAUUGUUAACAAUCAAUUUGUUAACCAUUUCUUCAGCUCUUAAUUGCAUUUAUUUUAAAAUCACUGGACCAGCAAAUAGUCUGUAUCUCUUCUUGAAUAAAAUGUUCAUGUUGUAUUCAAA